This is a messenger RNA of Malassezia restricta, 1086 nucleotides long. RefSeq names its product cAMP-dependent protein kinase regulator. Bases 1 to 1086 code for a protein of 361 amino acids. Gene Ontology annotation, molecular function: cAMP-dependent protein kinase regulator activity. The transcript has a single exon. Gene Ontology annotation, biological process: regulation of protein phosphorylation. Gene Ontology annotation, cellular component: nucleus; cAMP-dependent protein kinase complex. The record is from RefSeq and is a predicted model, not a curated record. Lineage: Eukaryota; Fungi; Basidiomycota; Malasseziomycetes; Malasseziales; Malasseziaceae.
AUGUGCGGCCUGUUUCAGGAUCCGUUUGGUGGGGCGAAUUGUGCGGUAGAAGAUGCGUCAUACGACUGCCCGAUCCCGGAGGGUAUCAAUCUGGGCCGGCGAACGUCCGUAUCGGCGGAAAGUAUGACGUCGACGCAGGUCCAGCCACAGGAUGUGGCCUGUUUCCCCAAAACAGAGAGCCAAGAGGCCCGCUUGCUCUCCGCGCUGCGUAUGAAUGUGCUGUUCCAGCAAAUGGAGCCGGAGAUUGGGUCGACGCUGGUGCAGGCGAUGCGUGAGAAGCAUGUCCCGAAGGGCGGCAUUGUGAUCAAGCAGGGCGACGACGGCAAGUAUUGCUACGUGACAGAGAGCGGCACGCUCGAUGUGUACGUGCAGCCGCCCGGUACGCCUGCUGACGUUGCGCUCGCGGCACCGAGCGACCAGCUGGGCACCAAGGUGCUGACAUACGGCCCUGGUGCGGCGUUCGGCGAGUUGGCUCUGAUGUACAUGCAGCCACGAGCCGCCUCGGUCGUGGCCACGUCCGACUGCGUGCUGUGGGCCCUGGACCGUGUUACCUUUCGCUCCGUUCUGGCGCACGCCGAUAUCCAGCACCGGCUGAUGCUGGGUGCGUUCAUGCGCCAGGUGCCGUUGUUGCAGCAUCUCCGUGAGGACGAGCGGGCUCGUGUAUCCGAUGCGAUUCAUCUGGUGGACUACCGCGCGGGCGAGGUGGUCUUGCGGGAGGGCGACAUUGGCACGCAAUUUUUCAUGGUCGUGUACGGCUUGGCCGAAGUGACCAAGGCGGACGACAAGGAGCAUCCCGUCACACUGCUGCAGCGUGGCGACUACUUUGGUGAGCUCGCACUGCUCCGCCGAGCACCGCGUGCCGCCACCGUUACGGCCAGUGAGCGCUCGCCUGACGGCGUGCUGCGUGUGGCUGUGCUGGAAGAAGAUGCGUUCACACGGCUGUUGGGUCCUCUAUCCGACAUCAUGAACCGACAUGCCGAGACACACUAUGGCGCUACGCCGGCAGGGGCGUCGACGACGGCCGAGCCCGCGAACCAUACAUCUUCACCGCGAUCCACGUCCAACGACGGAGGAGCGGGGCUGUAG